Penicillium macrosclerotiorum is the source of this 1149-nucleotide messenger RNA. RefSeq lists its product as uncharacterized. Bases 1 to 1149 code for a protein of 382 amino acids. Gene Ontology annotation, cellular component: fungal-type vacuole. NCBI's taxonomy places the organism in Eukaryota, Fungi, Ascomycota, Eurotiomycetes, Eurotiales, Aspergillaceae. The transcript has a single exon. The record is from RefSeq and is a predicted model, not a curated record.
AUGCGGUUCCUACCAGGAAGGCAUGGGAAAGCCCAGCCAUCGUUCAUGCUAAUUCUGAUCCUUUUGAUCGCCAUUGUUGCUCGGGUUUCUGCAGAACCAGCAGGCGAUGCGACAACGACCGACGCUGCAGACGCCGCCCAGACCACCGACGAUCCCUCCACCACUGAUAAUGCCGCUAGCGCAACCACGACCUCGUCCGAGUCCUCAUCAAGCUCAACAUCGGAAUCCACAUCUAGUUCAUCUUCGACGUCCAGCACUUCUACCAGCAUGGAUUCCACGACGACUUCCUCGUCCUCGUCGUCCUCUUCCACGUCCUCCACGUCCUCCACGAGCGACAGUACCACCACAACCUCGUCUGUUUCCACAACAACGGCAUCAACAUCAUCGUCCUCCACUUCCACGGCCGCCGCCAUCGUGACUGUACCCCCCACCGCGAAUGCGCCUUACAUGCAAACGUCGAAUACACCCGAAGGGACCGUCUUCAUUGCUGUCGGCGCCAUCCUGGGCUUCAUCGGGCUCGCUGUUUUGGCCUGGCGCGGAAUGGUCGCAUGGUCAGUAAACCGCUCCGUGCGGCGCGCUGCCCUAGCAUCCUCAGAAUCAAAGCGACUCUUGCGCAACAGCCGGAAGAAGCGAUCUACAGUCUAUUCCGCCGCCCCCGCCGCCGACGUCUCGCUAGAAAAGCUUGGUGCGGCAACUCGGGCAAGCUACAAACCUUCUAAGCGAGUGCCCAGCUCGAACAGUGGGCUGUUCUUUUCGCCUACUGCUGGGGGUGCUGGAUCGCACCACAGUCUUAAUAACUCAACCGGGAAUCGUGCCUCGACCUAUCUCCCUCCUGGAUACUACACUGCUGCGGGAACUUCUACGCCAAACAGAGAAGCCAGCGGUUCGCAGGCCAACAUUUAUUCCCCGACCGCCGGUCUCUCCUCCCCUCCAGGAUACCCUCCCAGUUCGCCAUCUGUUGCACCUACUAGUGGCUAUCACGAGACUUCACAUGCACGUCACUCCUACGUUGGUGCAUCGACAAGCUCGUUGAACCUGAGCCAACCACCACAAGGUCGCGCCCCAAGCGCCUAUCUUGAAGACCUGUUCGAAAGCCAUACAUCCCCUCGUCAAUCCGACUCUGGACACCGACCUUACUCAGGUCGCUGA